Molecule: messenger RNA, 4928 nt
Organism: Ostrea edulis (European flat oyster)
Lineage: Eukaryota; Metazoa; Mollusca; Bivalvia; Ostreida; Ostreidae
Product: multiple epidermal growth factor-like domains protein 6
Exons: 7
Coding region: 1341-1934 (197 amino acids)
Molecular function (GO): scavenger receptor activity
Source: RefSeq, a predicted model, not a curated record
AUCCUAUAACGCCCGAAGGGCGUUUUAGUGGAUUUGAUCACGUACCAACUUCAUGUCAUAUCCCAAUUACAUUCAAAAAUGAUAUUUUAUUUCUUAUAUUUAUAUUUUCUAUUUUGAUUUGUGUUCCUACCGAGCUUCCAUGAUUAUAUAGCAGAUGACCAAAAUAACGAUCGUAGAACACAAAAUAUAGUUCGUAAGAGUUUUAUCGAAUAAGAAAUUAGAAACAAUAUCAAAUAGAAUCUAAGAUAUAGAUUUUUAAUUGAAAAUGUUAAAAAAAAAGAUGAAACGUGUAAAAAUAAAGAUAAUUUAGAGCGUAAAGUUAACUGAAAUGACAAGAACAGCGGAGUAAACUACACCAGUGGUGUGAUUUGGUCGCGAUCAACGAAGGAGAAACUGGCGUCGGUGUAGCUUAGUAAGUUGAAAACGCAAUUGUUGAUCACAUAUUUCGACAGAAACUCAAAUGAUCUGAGAGAAUUGAUGGUGGAUAUGAUGGGUCAAGUUAACGUUAAGCUCUUAGUCAGGUUUUUGGCAAGAAACAACGUUCAUCGUUAGGACUCGCGGUUGUAGCCAUGCAGGAGACGAUUCAAGACAGUAGGAUAGAUUUAGACCAAGUGCAGGAUUUUAAUGAAGACUCGCACCGGUACCCUGACAUGAACAUGUAAAUUUUUCGAAUCUCGAAACCAGCCUCGCUUAUAAUCAUGCCGAGUCAUAGCCGUGAUGGAAGUUGCCAGGAAACAACAGGUUAACUUAUCAUGAAGUAAAUACAUGUAGGCGUCUAACUCUGCCUACAUGUUUUCGCUUCCAAUAUCAUAGAACUUGAUUUUAUAAAUUCGCCAUGCAGAAGUUGCAGACGGUAUUUAAAACUGUAUAAAAUGAAACAACAGAACGAUAUAUGUUUAAUGUUUCUCUUUUAUAAAUUGAUGAAAUUCUUGUUUUUUACAAAAUAAACUGUAUAAAUAUCCUGCUGUGUUUAUUUCUGUUAUGAUGUCAUUGCAGUGGCGGAUCCAGGGUUUACGAAAGGGUGUGUGUGGAAGUCAAGUAUUAGCCAAAAUGCUUAGCCAUUUUGGGUGCCAAUCUGGAAUUUUACUAAUCUGGAAAUUUAUUCACACUAUUUCUAUUAUUUUAAUUUGUGGCGAGAGGGGGGUGGUCUAAAUCCCCCACUGCAUUGCAUAAGCAAGAAGCCAGGUGUAAAUACAGGAACUGUUUUUUGAAGCGGUGAUUGUAUUCAUACGCAAGAACAAACUGAUCACAUGACCAAAUUCAUGUCACACGAAAUUGAACAUCAAUUUCAUUAGUACUGUCAUAUAAGGAAGUGCAUUGGCAAAUGUAAAUAUUUAGAUAUGAAUGUCCAUAUUGUGAAUGUGCUUUGGUUACUGUCUUAUUCAUACCCGUGUGUCUCUGCUCUGGUAUGCAAAGGAUUGAAAGGACUUAUAUGUUGUAGUGGUUUUACUGGACAUGUUUGGAACGAGACAGUUCACAACUGUACAAGAUGUAUGUCCGGUUUUCAUGGAGAAAACUGUGCUUCGUCUUGCCCUUUUCCGUAUUAUGGCAUUCGUUGUGGCUCAAAGUGCAACUGUAGUGAAGACGAGUGUCACCAUCAAUAUGGCUGCAAAAGAAGUUUUGGAGACUGUGAUCCAGGAAUUUAUGGUAGAUAUUGUGAAUUAACAUGUCGAUAUCCAGGAUUUGGAAAGGAUUGUCAAAUGCAAUGUGAAUGUGAAGAACAGAAAUGUAACCCGAUUACGGGAUGUAUAUUAGAUUCGUCAUCACCUGCUGCCGGUCCGUUAGCGAGCACAACUACAGCUUACAUGUAUCCAUUGAAUACAGUGAAUGAAAAUUUUAAUUCAUCAUCACCUGUUGCAGGUCCGUUAGCGAAAACAACUACAGCUUAUCCACUGAAUGCAGUGAAUGAAAAUUUUAGUAAGGCAUCAUACUAAAUUACAGAUCAUUAAAAGAAACCGUAAACAGUGUGUCCCUUUUACUUAGAAAAAUUGAUUUAUUAAGGUAUAAUUUCCCUCUAUGUAAGCAAGUUAGUUUACAAUCAUUAAUUAGUAUAAUGCGAUUUAAAGCGAUUAUGUAACAUUUUAUACUUGGUCAAUGAUAAAUGUGAGUAGUUUUCUCCGUUUAGAUACACUAGCUGCAGAGAUUAACUCUUGUAGUAGAAUAGAAAAUAGAAAAUCCCCCCCCCCCAUCUGUAAAGAGAAACACAGCAACUUUGCAUUAUGCCAUCAUUGGACUCGGAUUUGUCUGUUGUGUAUUUCUGAUCUUCUACAUAGGACUGCGUAUUGUUUUGUACAGUUAAAAACCAAAAGUAUGGAACAGACAAGGACAUGAAAUGCAAAUGGAUGUUUAAACUGGAAGGGAAAAAUUCUUUAGGAAGUUAUGGACGGAAAUUCAAAUACGGGAAUUAUUUUAAGUACAUAAAUAUAUUCACGAUAUACAUGUAUGAUGCAUUUGUGCCAUGUUUUGGAAAACGAAAAUCAUUAUAUCGAACGCUACAUGGACUUUGUAAACACAUGCUUUCUGAAUUAGAAUUAAUAUUACUGUUUCAGAUAUCGGUACUUAUUUGUUAAGUGUACGUACCAUGACGUAACUAAAGUGAGAUAUACAAUUAAGCCCAGUCAACAAGUCAGACAAUAUGAUCUUAAACUUAGAUACAAACAACGUAAGUAAACUAAAAUCAUUUAUUAGAAAACGAACUACAACACCAUCAAGUACAAUCGAUGUUGGACUUAUUUAAAAUUAAUCUUUAUUAUAUUCUGAUGUUAAUUGAUUGAUUUUUUUUUUUUUACAACGCUUCGACAAUUUUUCAUAUUGAGACGUUACCAGUUGUAGGUGAAAUAACACAAAUCUAGACCUAUGCUUAGCGCUCAGGACCGCAGCAGUGAGCGUUCUUUAUCGUGCCAACCCCUACCACUACACGAUAUCUCCAUUUGUUAAGGUCAUAUUCGAAAGACGAGGCCAAGGCACAGAAAAACCCGUGAUUCUCACUUCUAAAUGUCGAAUCCCGUGGGGAUCGGGGUUAGAAUUGGUACUCAAUACCCAUUUGCUUGUCGUAAAAGGCGACUAAAUGGGGCGGUCGUUCGAAUGAGACCGCAAAAACCGAGACCCCGUGUCAUAGCAGGUGUGGCACAAUAAAGAUCCCUCCCUGCUCAAUGGCCAUAAGCGCCGAGCAUAGGCCUAAAUUUUGCAGCCCUUCACCGGCAGUGGUGACGUCUCCAUAUGAGUGAAAUAUUCUUGGGAGGGACGUUAAACAAUAUUCAAUCAAUCAAUCACUCUAAAUGUCGAACGUUCGGAGAAGGAAUAAUCAUUGUCGAUGUUUACGUGUUAGUUUUGACGCGGCCAUGGCACGAGCGGGAUUCCAACUCAGAACCACACUGAAGUACUGGGAGCGGUCUUAUCAUGUUAAUAAAAUAUUUUUUCUAAGAUGACCUUGGAUAAGACCCAUUCACUUACAUUGAAAAUUGACAUGCGCGUCCUCAACGGAAAGCCAAACAAGUGGAAUGUAAUUCAAUAAUGGUACAGGUUGACGCCAGAUUCUGCUUAGCUGCAUUGUGUAUUUUGUUAUGGGUCAGAAAAAACCCUUAAUAUAGUGCAAUAGAAUUUACUAACAAAAGGCAAUUAAACAAUUUAUAAUAUUUAUUACAAUUGAUAAUUGAUAAGAAAUUGUAACAAUAACAAAACACUAACUUACGGCAGGUGAACAAUAAAUCCAAACACGCAAGAAUACUAAUCGAAAAUCGUAGUUCCCAGUGAUUUGAAAUCCAAAAUGCAUAUAAAUUGUCUAAUCAGAGUCAUUUUUUAUCAUAAGAAUUUCAGUGUAUAUAUAAUAGGAAGGAAUAUUCUAGUACAAUCUUAAAAGACAGUGAUGCAACCAUUACUUAAUACUAAAAAUAGCAAGAUAAUCUAGAAUAAUCUACGUCACAGGUGUCAAUGAAAUAAACAUGACUUUCUAGAACUAUGCAAGGUGAAGAUAACGAACAGUGAUCAAUAUCACAACUCCUACAAGCAAUACAAAAUAGAUAGUUGGGCAAACACGGACCCCUGGACACACCAGAGGUCGGAUCGGGUGCCUAGGAGGAGUAAGCAUCCCCUGUUGACCGGUCACACCCGCCGUGAGCCCUAUAUCCUGAUCAGGUAUACGGAGUUAUCCGCAGUCAAAAUCAGUGUGCCAAGAACGGCUUAACAAUCGGUAUGAAAAACGUCAGACAGCAUUUGACCCAAUGCGAGGUUGUAUUGACGAACUAGAUCGUUAUAACGACCAGAGAAUUUGCGAACUUCAAUCGAGACUGUUGAAACCCCUGUUCAUCAACUUGUUUGUCAGUAGCUUACUUCGAUUUAAAAACUGACUAUACGCAGAACAAGCUCUUGCAUAUAGAAUCAGUUGAGAUAUAUAAACAUAAUAUCCAGGUGAUAAUGGAAUAUCGCUAUAUAAAUAUGGGAAGUUGACGAUGGAGAAGCUGAAAUCAUCCCGUUUCUCGUACAGUUGAGUUGUCAAAUUAAUAAAGUGCAAAUAGUAAUACAUGAUGUAUACACAACAUGCCACAUACUGCAUAACGUCACUGAUGAAGAAUCCUUGACAUUUCUUAUUUGAAUAUGGACAUGAUGAUUAUGUACAUAUGGAUACCUACAUUUCCAAAUUGUAUAGAGCAGUUUUGAUACAUUCCUUUAAAAAAAAAACAAGUUUUAGAGCCUAUUUGUACGUAUGUUUUAUAAAAAUGAAAUAGUAGUAGGUCAUAAUGAAUACGAUUGGUGAGUAAACAUAAUAACCAAUUCUGAAAGUAAAAAGAAUUAUACAAUUAAGAUAUCUUUGAGCAAUUAAAGAGUUAUGUUAUAAAAGAAAAUGUUUUAAAUGAUCGUUACAAGACAAUAAAUAAUAUUGGAUUGAAUUCUAGAAUUUAAACCUUGAGAUCCAGAGAGAGAGAGAGAGA